Messenger RNA from Triplophysa rosa, 6006 nucleotides. RefSeq names its product calmodulin regulated spectrin-associated protein 1b (gene camsap1b). Lineage: Eukaryota; Metazoa; Chordata; Actinopteri; Cypriniformes; Nemacheilidae. Gene Ontology annotation, cellular component: microtubule minus-end. Bases 214 to 4866 code for a protein of 1550 amino acids. The transcript is spliced from 19 exons. Gene Ontology annotation, molecular function: microtubule minus-end binding; calmodulin binding; spectrin binding. The record is from RefSeq and is a predicted model, not a curated record. Gene Ontology annotation, biological process: neuron projection development; negative regulation of microtubule depolymerization; cytoplasmic microtubule organization.
UCUUUAUUAGCUCUCCAGGUGAUGGUUAGCUAACGUUAGUCACUCUGUAUGGAAACCAAGGUAGCUUAUCUUGUUUAGUCAGGAUUUAGACGGCUAGGUUUGCUUUUCUCAAUGGAUUGUAUAACAUAUAGUUCUACUUGUGGCUUACGUUAGUUAAUAUAAUCACCAGACAUUUGGAAGGACACUACUGGAAUUAAAGACGGUGGUGGUAGGAUGGAAGCGGAGCUGGGCGCUGAUAGCGCCCGCAGAAAGAUGGAGGCGGCGGGCGAGAUGCUCGAGAUCGUGCCGCUGGAGAUGUAUGAUUCAGCCCGGGCGAAAAUAGCGGCAAAUCUGCGAUGGCUGUUCGCCAAAGCCUUCGGUUUCGAUCACAUCCCAGAGGACCUGCGAGACCCUUUCUACACGGACCAGUACGAGCAGGAGCACAUCAAGCCUCCCGUGAUCCGCUUGCUGUUGUCCUGUGAGCUGUACUGUCGCGUGUGCGCCCUCGUUCUUAAAGGAGACCAAGCGGCCUCCCUGCAGUCCCACCUAUCAGUCAUCCAGGCACUGUCUCGCAAAGGCAUCUAUGUCAUGGAAGGAGAUGACACGCCUGUCUCGGACGCUGAUCUGACCUGCCAGCCAAUUAAAAUGAGUUCUCAUAUUCCCAUGAUCGAUGCUUUGAUGAUGGCGUACACCGUGGAGAUGAUCAGCAUCGAGAAGGUUGUGAGCUGCGUGAAGCGGUUCUCCACAUUUAGUGCCUCUAAGGAGCUGCCCUUUGACCUCGAGGAUGCUAUGGUCUUCUGGAUCAACAAGGUGAACCUGAAAAUGAGAGAGAUCACAGAGAAGGAACACAAAUCAAAGCAACAUCUGCUGGAAUCCCCCAGUCACCAGAAGUCUCCCUCAAAAUGGUAUUGGAAACUAGUACCUGUACGCUAUCGGCGGGAUCACGCCUCAGGUAGACAGCUGCCAUAUUUCCCCCUGCUGGAGGAUCUGAUCCGGGACGUGUGUGAUGGUGCUGCCCUACUGACCAUAGUCCACUACUACUGCCCAGACCUGAUGAAGCUUGAUGAUAUCUGCUUGAAAGAGGUGACCUCAAUAGCAGACAGCCUUUAUAACAUCCAGCUGCUGAAGGAGUUUGCCAUUGAGUACCUCAACAAAUGCUUCUAUUUGACUUUGGAGGACAUGUUGUACGCACCUCCUGUGCUCAAGCACAAUGUCAUGGUGUUUAUUGCGGAGCUCUUCUGGUGGUUUGAAAUAGUCAAACCUGAGUUUGUCCAACCACGUGACGUUCAAGAAUUUAAAGAUGCAAGAGCAAUGACACAGCCCAAGAGCGCCAGGCCUGCUGUGCCCAUCUCCAACGCCACCAAACGUAGCUUUCUGGUGUCUCCUGGUGCAGCUGAUCCCCCUCUUCCUGUCCAGAACAGCCCGGAAGUUUGUAACAGGUACUUCCUGCAUCCUGAAGAAUCUGAGCCUCUUAAUAAGGGGAGUUCCAGCUUCAGCCCCUCUCAUCCACUUUUGCCAUUGAGACAAAGACAGAAGAAGACUCAGUCGGGGGACGAGAACUCGGCUUGUAGAAAUCGCUCCAACUCUUUUACGCAAGAAGGUCACGCCAGAGGAUCCAUGGCUUGGUCAGAUAAAAGGCAGAGGCCACUGUCACAGCUAAACCGAUAUGUUCUCCACUCUGCUGCGGACAGUGAUGCUGACUUGGCCUCAGGCGACAGCGUUAGCAUGACUUGCUCCAUCAGUGAGGACAGUCUGGCCUCCACUGUCACACCCAAACACCAGAUCCAUUCGAGUCAGGCCAGUGUUAGACGGGUCAAUGGUCAUAGUCUAUUGGGCAAUGUAAACAUGGAUGAAGAGAACGAGCUGGUAGCUAUUGCCAGGGCAGAGUCAUCUAAGAAUGACAUCACCCUGACAAACUCUGAGGACCCAGAGUGCCAGAGUGCCACCCCUGGUGCUAAAACAGGCAUUUGGGGAAGACCGGAAGAGUCAUCCUCUGAUUCCCAAACUGCCAGUUUUUUCCUGGAACCUCUGAUGCCUGCAGUUCUCAGACCAGCGAAAGAGAAGACCAUUUGCCUAAAUAAAGAGGAAGAGUAUGGAGAAGUGCGGCAGCGAGGGUAUGCUCGGAGAGCUGCGGGAGGAGACAGCCUCAAUUCAUCUUCCAGGCGGAGACCUCCAAACACCCUUAACCGAACCUUUACCCCCAACACCAGCUCUGAGUUUGACACGACUAUUGAACCCAAAUCCAGUGAAUUCGUGCCUCCAGCCUCGCAAGCUUUCAGACCACUGGUGACUAGUAGCGUUGAGCCGUCUGCUGAGCGCUUACCCGGGUUUUACCUUCACCAAUCUGUGCCUGAGGACAAGAGGCCUGUCCAAGCUUGGGACUUACACACAGGAUCUGAUAUAGAAACCGUGGAGACGAUCGAAGAGCAGGAUGCGGAACUCACCAAAGAGCUCCAUCCAGACAAGAAACAGUUAGGUGAGGAGGACGAGGAGUCCGCCAAACUGCGUGAAGACAUGAACGUGAAAGAACACGAGGACAAGGACGGUGGCAGCAGGUGUUCCAGCCCAGGUCAGCAAUCCCAAGUCAGUAGCGUGGCCAGCGGCAGCAUCCGCAUGACUAGUUUUGCAGAACGCAAAAUGCAGAGGUUUGGUAGCAACCAAGACAUCCGCUCCAGCGCCAGCAGCUCACAGCGGACCACACCAGACGGCUCUGAGAGUUGCCCCCUUUCUUUGACAUUCUGUAGGAUGAAGAGGGAACAGAGCCCUACAUCCCAGAGCAAGGACGGCACUAACAUGCUGGCCUCCGAACUUGUUCAGCUUCACAUGCAGCUGGAAGAAAAGCGACGUGCAAUUGAAUCCCAGAAGAAAAAGAUGGAGGUCUUGACGGCAAGAAAACGGCUUAAGCUUGGGAAGGCGGCGUUCCUGCACAUAGUGAAAAAAGGGAAGAGCGACACUCUCCCUCAGCCUGCGAAGUCCGAGUACUGUGUGAGAGAAGGUGAAAAAAUGAAUGAAGAGAAGUCAUCAAAAGACGACUCCUGUGUUGAUGCUUUGAGAGAUGGGCACAAAAAGGCCGAAGAGCCAGUGAAGGCUUCUCUUGAAUGGGCGGGUGGCGGGACGGUUUCCCCUAGUGCCUUAGAUACGGAUGAGGAAAUCGAUAUGAAUGAGUGCAACCGAUCUAUUGAGCUGCUGAACGAGGCUAUAGGUAACAUUCAGCAACAGAUGAUGCAGCUUUCGCUCCAGCAGGAAUUGAUCAUGAAGCAGAACCUACAGUCUCCAUUGGGGGCUGCUUCAGCACCAAACGGUGACCAAAGUAGUGAACCGAGGGUCAGAGCUCCUGUACAUUUCGUCGAGCCGAGCGGCAGCCCCGUGAUACGAAAACCGCCCAAACUUAGUUCGGCACGAUCCCGUUCCAAACCUUCUGAACUGUUGCUGGUUAAAGAAUAUGGUAAAGGGCAGAAGAGCUCCACUCCCACACCUACCGACAGUCCCAGGUCCAUUCAAGGGGGCAGGACCCCCAAAGCAGAAUCCGAGGAUUGGAGACAAAGCUCUUUAAACAAAGACAAAGGGAAUCAGAAAAACACUACAUUCCACCUUAACGAUGAAGCUAACUUGAGGACGGUAUCUAGAGAACCGAGUUCUGUAGCACUUGGGGUCACUUUUGACGAAUCAAUAUCAUCAAGAGACCCUGAGGCUACGUUUGAUCAUGGGCCAGCGGGCAAUGUCUCGGAGGACCUGUAUAGGGGGAAGGUCAAUCUUAUUGAAGUGGACUUGUCUGACUUGGCUGCCAGUUCUGAAGAUGAAAGUUCCACCGUAUUGGAUGUCACUGGUGAUGAAGCUGACGGGGACAAGAAACCUGGCAUGGGCUUUUUUUUCAAGGACGAGCAGAAGGCAGAGGAUGAACUGGCCAAAAAGCGAGCGGCAUUUCUGCUAAAACAACAGAGGAAAGCAGAAGAAGCUCGUUUUCGCAAACAACAGCUCGAGGUCGAAAGUGAACUUAAAAGAGAUGAAGCCAGACGGAAAGCUGAAGAGGACAGAACGAGAAAAGAGGAGGAGAAAGCCAGGAGAGAGUUGAUCAAACAGGAAUAUCUGAGACGGAAACAGCAAGAGAUAUUUGAGGAGCAAGAACAGCCCAAACCCAAGCUCAAACCUAAAAAGCAAAGGCCCAAGUCUGUGCUGAAGGAUGAGCCCUCGAACGUCACGCUUCCCAGAAGCCCUGCUGCCACUGUGAAGCUGUGUUCUUCACCAGAUGAGAAUCUCAUCAGUGCCAAGUCUGGUUCGAAUCUGUCUCUGGCCUCUGUGGCCACCACUGAACCAGACAGCGUCAACUCAGGAGGGGCGGGAUCUCAACGAGGGGAGUCAGUGGAGUCAUUUCCAGGCUUCAGUCGCCACUCCAGUCGCACUACAGAGAGGGAUUGGGACAACGGUUCCACUGCGUCUUCCAUUACAUCCACAUCCAUGGCGGAAUAUACAGGUCCGAAGCUUUUCAAGGAGCCGAGUGCAAAAUCCAACAAGCCGAUAAUCCACAACGCCAUCUCUCAUUGCUGUUUAGCAGGAAAAGUGAAUGAGCCGCAGAAGAACUCCAUUCUUGAGAUACUGGAGAAGUGCGAAUCCAACCACCUGAUGAUUCUGUUCCGUGACGGCGGCUGCCAGUUUCGAGCGCUUUAUUCUUAUUUCCCGGACACGGAGGACAUUCACAAGCUCACCGGUACAGGGCCCAAGAGCAUCACUAAAAAGAUGAUAGACAAACUCUACAAGUACAGCUCGGACCGCAAGCAGUUCACUGUAAUCCCCGCCAAGACUGUGUCUGUCAGCGUGGAUGCGCUGACCAUUCACAACCACCUGUGGCAGGCCAAAAGACCAGCGGUGCCAAAAAAGAGCGUCAAGUGAAAGCGGCGGGGUCAUCGCACACGAGUGACCGUCUGGACAAGCGAGUCGUCGACGUGCACUUCAUUUGAAUGUGUUUUGGGUUGAUGUACUUCAUCCGCAAUCCGUGGCAUUUUUACACGAUUCGUUUUUCGUCACUUGAAGUAUUUAUUGGUUUAGCACUGAUUCGCUCAUUUAGACAAAGAGCUUUCCUCGUGAUUGUUCGUUAUUCGCUUAUUUUCUCCCUUUUUCGCGAGGGUCACGUCUUGAAAAAAAAACUUCUGCUGCCUUUUGAGGAACUCGAAUCAAUGUAAAAAAAUAGCUGACAUGCCUUUCAAUCACCCUUUUUUAUUUUGUCUCAAACGUGCUACUCCCGAGUGCACGUACUGUUGGCCUUCAUGGGUACUGUCUAUUUAUUCAGCGCUUUUAAAUGAGCACAUGAGCUGUAGCCCAGUUUUUGUAAACUCUUAACAGACCUGGAUCGAUGUUCUCCUGUUCUCCCGAACGAUAGUGACCUCUCUGCUGGACGAGUCUGUACUAUGGUGCACUUAUAAUGUUUUAGUGCUUUAUUUUCAUGCAAUGUAACCAUGUUGAUGUCGGCACUGGAGCUUUCAUGCAGAUGAGCAGCAUGCUCUGUUAUGAAGAGUAAACGUUUCGAAUGACAGUAUUUAAUAUAUUCAUAAUCGGUUACUUCCUGUGCUGUCGCUGUGUAGUUAUUUACCAAGGGUUGAAAACAUUCCUCGGAGAACGAAGUGUCAACGCUGUCGAGAACACUCACGCAAGCCUCAUUUGGUGUGGAGAUCAAUCGCGUGUUGCACAUGCACUUUAACUGUUUGGCUCGUGUGUAGAUGGGGUAGAAUUUUAAAGGGCUUUACUAAAACCGUUUCGCUUUGGAUUUUGUUGAUGGUUAGUCGAAGGUACUCGUCUGGUAAACACUAUUAAUGCAGAGUAGAGUAAAUUGACAUACUACUGUUUCCAAAUACUAGAUGUUAGUCGUCUACACAUUGCUGCAUUUGUUCACUUUUAAUUGCAGUUUUGUAUAUUAUGUGUUUUUUUAUAUUGACUAAAAGAUUGUAAGGAUGUUGGUCACUUUUUUUAACUAGGCCUACUUUCCAUUCUUGGUCAUUUUGCUUCCUUUAUCAUACCAUUAUUUAUUUUAAAUGA